Messenger RNA from Dinoponera quadriceps, 2068 nucleotides. Its product is annotated as rho GTPase-activating protein 26-like. The transcript is spliced from 10 exons. NCBI's taxonomy places the organism in Eukaryota, Metazoa, Arthropoda, Insecta, Hymenoptera, Formicidae. Gene Ontology annotation, cellular component: cytoplasm. The record is from RefSeq and is a predicted model, not a curated record. Gene Ontology annotation, molecular function: GTPase activator activity; protein binding. Bases 880 to 1953 code for a protein of 357 amino acids.
AACUGGCCCUUUAUCUGUGGAUUUCUUUCGAACAAACGCAUCGUGUGUAGACGUUGGCGCGCAUCGUGACUCAGAGCUGUGCCUAAGAUAGUGAUAAAUGUGACGUAAGUGUGAAAGAUUAAACGUACCAAUUGAUAAGUGGCAGAUCAUAGAAUGAAAGUGAAUUAACUGACGAGAAAAUAAUUUUGGAUAUUUCUCAAUCGACAGGCAUAAUAUACGAAUAUCUAGACACGAUACAUUUGUCCUGGAAUACGUCAGUGACGGAAGCGAAGGCAUUUAUAACGUUUAGUGUACCUCUCCCUCUCUCUUUCUCUCUCUUGCUCGCAUUCUUCUCUUUGAUAUAACGUUACCUAUCAGGAGCCUACUAUUUUUCGUAUCCUACGAUCGUGCACUAGGAACUUUUGCGACAAGUACAAACACACGCGCACAUGAUCUCCUUUGGAGAGAUCUCCUCCUAAUCGUGGAAAUGCAUCUCUCAAUGCGGACUCAUUAUUAUUGAAUCAUCACCAUUCAACUCCAAUAUGCUCGAGUAUUGGGGCAUGAAAUUUAUAUAUAUUAUUAGACAGUAUUAAACAGGGUACAAGAAACAGUAUAUAAAACAGUAUUAAACAGUGUUUUAAUAUAUAUAUAUGUGUACACGUAUAUGCACACAUACACAUACAUGAUAUAUCUACUCGGUUUUAAGUCGUUUUAAAGUGUUUGGGUACAUUGCGUCUUGACACGAUGGCAAAUGUGUGCGAAUUUGCGCAAAUAAUCCCGCAGUGAGAUGAUAGUGAAUGUGCGUUUUAUCACGAGUGAUCAAAGGUGACAGCGAUAUCACGAGCAAAUCUGGCCUCCUCUUAGUAUUCAUAAUCUUUGAAUUAUCAUAAACACACGAGAAUGGGUGUUGGUCUUAAACCAUUGGAAUUUACGGAUUGUUUAACCGACAGUCCGUAUUUCCGCGAGAAUCUUCAUUAUCACGAGCGCGAAUUGGAAAAGACCAGUCAACAGAUCAAACGUCUCGUUAAAGAGGUCAAAGAUUUAUUGUUAGCCGCAAAAAAUUUGUCCAGAGCUCAAAGAGCCUUUUCCAAAACGUUACAAAACUUCAGUUUUGAAUGUAUCGGCGAGAGCCAAACUGAGGAUGAAACCCACAUAUCUCAAAGUUUAAAAGAAUUUGGAAAACUUAUAGCAUCUAUAGAAGAUGAAAGAGAUCGCAUGCUGGGACGAGCACAUGACCAGAUUAUAUUGCCUCUGGAAAAUUUUAGGAAAGAACAUAUCGGAGGAGUCAAGGAUGGUAAAAAGAAAUUUGAGAAACAGACAAUCAAAUUUUGUCAGAGUCAAGAACGUUACUUGAAUUUAUCUACUAAAAAACAAGACAACGUACUGCAAGAGGCUGAUGCAACAUUGGAGAUGGCUGAAAGACACUUCUCUCAAGCUAGCCUAGAAUAUGUAUUUCUAUUGCAAGAGGUUCAAGAGCGGAAAAAAUUUGAAUUUGUUGAAACGUUAUUGGGAUUUAUGUUUGGAUGGCUGACAUUCUAUCAUCAAGGCCACGAGGUUGCAAAAGAUUUUAAACCUUAUAUGACAGAGUUACAGUUAAAGAUACAGAAGUCGGCAGUGGAAACCGGUCUGAAUAAACUGCAUUCCCGCGAAGGCUAUUUGUUCUUAAUGGAAAAAAAAGCCUUUGGUACAACAUGGACAAAACAGUAUUGCACAUAUCAGAAGGAUAAGAAAGAGUUCACUAUGAUUCCUUACAAUCAACUCACAGGGAAAUUUAGUAAUAAGGAAACCUUCAUCCUAGCAUCUUGUAUACGUCGAACAUCAGAUACUAUAGAAAAAAGAUUUUGCUUCGACGUCACAGCUAUUGAUAAGCCCAAUAUAACCUACACGUUCCAAGCGCUUUCGGAGGAGGAUAGGAAAUUAUGGAUGGAUGCCAUGGAUGGAAAAGAACCCGUGAGUACGAGGUCUGGCUAUUAAAUAACGAGACUGCGCAUGCAGAAGUCGUCCUAGAGGGGUAGGGGGGGAAACGAAUGCAGCGUUGGAUAGGUGGAAGUGUCUACUAUUCCAGUACGAAACCUCGUUUUUGUCGCUG